UCUAUGCUGCUCACCAGUGAAUUAGUCCGCUCAGACUCUCGCCUCUUCAUCUCGUUCUCCUCCUCUAUGUCCUUCUCUCCUUUGGAGCAGACGGAGAAGCAUCGACACAGAAACAGAGCCACAGAGGAGCAAAGGAGAAGCCAGAAAACAUAGCCUGCUGGGAGCACCACCAGCUUCUGAACAUUUACAACGACAACAGAUAAACCUACGCGUGAAACAGAUGCAAAGCCAGACGGAAGCAACAGAUUGCCCCUUAGGUACAACUGUUGCUGCAAUUGAUGGUGACCCAACGGAUCUGAGACGAAGCUGCAAUAUCUGGAUUUGAAGAGACAAUUUCUCUGAAUGAAAGGAAAGCAGUGGCUCUGCUCAGAGCAGAAGGAACUAACAAUGCAAGGUGACAACAGGAGAGAUUUUUGAUUCAUCUGGAAAAGCGACACAGUGAACAUCACCUUUACCACAGUCUCCAUCACCUCUUCAUCCUUUUUCAGACACCAAAGACCACAAGUCGUUUAUUUGCACUAAAUAUAUGGAGGAUGUGAGUUCAGAGGUAUGUUGUGAACCAAAAACGUAAACAUCAAGUCCAGGUGUUGUUAAGAUGCAGGCAGGAGUCAGCAAGUGAUGCCAGUAAAUCCACCAGGGAGACCACUUGUGAAGACCAGACCCCAGAGGGUGAAAGAUGCAUGCAAGUAUCUCACUGCAAGCAAAGGCUGGCACAGGUUCUUCUCAAGCAAACACGGCAUGAACGUGAAGGAAGUGAGCAUCCAUUUCUUGCGCCUCUACUUUCCCUUGGAUGCUUUUUGCACCUGUGUAGCACACUUCUCUAAAGUCUUCUCACAAUUUCCUCUUCCUGAACUCCUGCUUAAAGUGCUAUAACUGAAUCCGUGCGAAGGUUCUGGUGGGUGUCGGGGUUAUUGUCCAGACUCUUGUUUUCGGGGUGAAGUGAAUCUGCCGUGGGGGCAGCAGACAGCCGUCCAAGACGCCGCGAGCCGUACUCCGCGUGAAGAAUGCCCAGCCGCGCUUGGCCAAGCCGGCCGACCCGGGCCCGACGCCGGGCCUCUACAUGGAGAGAUCCCAGAGCCGCAUCAGCCUCUCAGCGUCCUUUGAGGCCCUGGCCAUCUACUUCCCCUGCAUGAACUCCUUUGAUGAAGACGAUGGCGUGGAUACGGACGGAAGGAAGCUGAAAGGAGGCAUCCAGAGGAGCACUGAGACGGGAUUGGCUGUGGAGAUGCCCAGCCGGACCGUCCGCCAGGCCAGCCACGAAUCCAUAGAGGACAGUAUGAACAGCUACGGCUCUGAGGGCAAUCUGAACUACAGCGGAAUGUGUCUCGCAUCUGAUGCCCAGUUCAGUGACUUCUUGGAUGGGAUGGGACCGGCCCAGUUUGUUGGGAGACAGACACUUGCAAUGACAUCAAUGGGGGACGUAGAGAUCGGCCUGACGGAGAGAAACGGAGGUCUGGAAGUAGAAGUUGUUCAGGCCAGAGGACUCACCAUGAAACCCGGUUCAAAGGGACCUCCAGCUGCGUAUAUAAAAGUUUAUCUCCUGGAGAACGGCAUCUGUGUGGCAAAGAAGAAGACCAAAGCGGCGAGGAAGUCUCUGGAUCCUCUCUACAAUCAGGUCCUGGUCUUUUCUGAAAGCCCACAGGGGAAAGUGGUGCAGGUGAUUGUUUGGGGAAACUACGGACGAAUGGACCGCAAAAGCUUCAUGGGCGUAGCCCGAAUUCUGUUGGAGGAGCUUGACCUCAGCACAAUGGUGAUUGGCUGGUACAGGUUGUUCCCUACCUCCUCUAUGGUGGAUCCUACGAUGGCGCCACUCAUCCGCCACUCAUCUCAGAUGUCGCUGGAGAGCACCAUCGGACCCUGUUGUGAGCGAUCCUAAGUCUCGUGAUGAAAACCAUUAAUUUGGAUGUUGUUACUCAGAUUCGACUGUUGAACUGAAUCUUAAGAUAUAACAUUUUCUUAAAUGCCGUAGCUCUGUAAGUGGGUCAGCCACACAGUACUUCCAUUGGAUCAGGAUUUACGCUCAAAAGCACUUUUACGAGUUUGUCCACAUGUGGGAAUAAUCAUACCUAAAAUAAAAAUGACUGUGCCAACCGAGCCGUUAAACCUGCGUCAAAUGGAAAUUUAUGAUUGUUUCUGAAUCAGAUCAGAUUGUUUCCUGGGACUCAUGGGAGCCACAUUUCUUUUGUUGUUGUAACCGACCAUCCCUCACAGUCACAGGGAAGUUUCACUCUCUUCAGAUCUCUGAUGGAAAAAAAACCUUAAUGAGGACACUUCAAAGCAGAGCGAUGUUGCCGACAUUGAUCGCAUCCUAUUGGGAUGCUCCAGGCUCCGGUCGGCUUCAUCUUCCCGCCUCCUUUGCAGCCUACAUUCCACUUUCAUUCCCAGGACUCCUUGUUGUCUUUCCAUAUCCUCAUUAGCGACUGAGGAAAAUCUGUCCAUUCACCCAAUGGAAGUCAGGAUCGGUCCACAACAUUGUUUAACCAACCAGUUCCUGUCAAUAGCUGUGUAUGCAACAGGACAAAAAAAAGGUCUUAGUUAUGUGUUGCAACAUACUAAAAACACUGGGUUCAGCCAUG
This is a messenger RNA of Cyprinodon tularosa, 2576 nucleotides long. It is a transcript of the gene rims4, whose product is annotated as regulating synaptic membrane exocytosis 4. The transcript is spliced from 6 exons. NCBI's taxonomy places the organism in Eukaryota, Metazoa, Chordata, Actinopteri, Cyprinodontiformes, Cyprinodontidae. The record is from RefSeq and is a predicted model, not a curated record. Gene Ontology annotation, molecular function: transmembrane transporter binding; small GTPase binding. Gene Ontology annotation, cellular component: cytoskeleton of presynaptic active zone; presynaptic membrane. Bases 1061 to 1876 code for a protein of 271 amino acids. Gene Ontology annotation, biological process: positive regulation of synaptic transmission; regulation of synaptic plasticity; regulation of membrane potential.